This is a messenger RNA of Cinclus cinclus, 7469 nucleotides long. RefSeq names its product gap junction protein alpha 8 (gene GJA8). Gene Ontology annotation, cellular component: connexin complex. The transcript is spliced from 3 exons. Gene Ontology annotation, biological process: cell communication. Lineage: Eukaryota; Metazoa; Chordata; Aves; Passeriformes; Cinclidae. The record is from RefSeq and is a predicted model, not a curated record. The coding region runs from base 2375 to 3574 and encodes 399 amino acids.
GCAGUAACAGGGCUGCGAGGGAUUGAAGUUUGCUGGAAAUAAUGAAGAAAAACUCUCAAGGCCUCUCCAAAUUGGAGAAGCCCUUUGGCUCUCCCACCUAUGUUUUCUGGCAGGUCUGUAGCCAGAUAAUCCUUGACUCCCUCCAUCUGCCUGUUUAUUAGUUUGAAGCCAAAUUGCCUCUGUGGAUGCUGAACACCUCUGGAUGAGCAAUGAAUCUAUGGACAGGUUGUCUUCUUGAUCAGGAAAGAAGAAUGACUGGCUCAACAGCUUCCAAGUUCAGUAACCUCCUUUCCUUCUUAAUGAAUUGCUGAGGAAUGAGAGGCUUCCGUUCCUUGCUGGCACCUUUUACACUGUGCCCAAAAAAACAAUUAUAUCAGGCUCAGGAAGACUGAAAGGGCAGGGAAACAGGAACUAUCCCCAUGGAUGUCCUCCCCAGAGAGGCUGGGAACACGCUCUGCUGUGGGAAAUGGGAAGCUGAGGUCAGCCAAAGUGCACAGCAGGUAUGCACAUCUCUUGGGAUGGGAAGGACAGAUAAAAGCCUGUUUUGCCAUCCCCAUCCCUGACCUGGCUUGCUGGUGAGCUCUCCUGGGCCACCUUCACACCCUGUGUGCAAAGUGAACCUCCACUGUGUCAUUCUGUGGUGUGGAAAUGAAAGCAGGGAGAUAAAGGUGGAGAGUGGGUGGUGACAACGUUCCUGAGAGCCCUGAGCCUACCACUCAGCAAGGCAGGCCUUGCUGGUGUAAAAAGAGCCCAGAAGAAGUGAGAAAGGAGUAGGGAAUGAGCCCCCAUCAAAAACUGGAAGGCAGAAAACCCCAUGGACAGUGGGGUAACACGGGAUGCUUCCAGACAUGCAGACUAGUUCUUUCAGAAGCUUUGUCCCUUUUAGCUCCUUGUGACUGGGAAUGUUGAGAUUGUACAAAAAGUCUUGAUAAAACAAACACAUGGAGAUCCCCUCAAGAGGCUGGGAGAUAUUAUUAGCCCCUCUUUUACUGGCAGGCCUGGAGCAAUUAAUUAUUACCAGAAGUAUUAUCAGGUACUUGUCACUGCUUUCCCUGGAUCCACUUCAGAGAGCUCAGACUGGCUGUAACCAACAAUGUUCCCUGACUGGCCUGGUACCUCACAACUCCUGAUAGCAGCUCCUCUGCUCCUCUCCUGAGGAUCUCAGCACUGGUGGAGGGUCCAUAACCUCGAAUAUAUGCUGAAAGAAAUUUGAGUCCAUGGACCACUAAUGUAUGCAGCAUGCCUGUGUUUGUAUAUCUUCUCAGUGAUGUGCUCCACCUCUGUGACCAGGGGGAAGGUUUUAGGCAGGAGGCAGAGAAAGGGACCUAGGGGAGCUAGGGAAAGGCAUUUUUGUGUGUGAUGGCUGCAUAACGAAUGUUUAAGAAUUUGCCUAUGAGCUCUGGGCCGUGUCCCAGUGCUGCUCUUCAGAAAUGCCAUUGCAGAUGCUCUAAGAACUUAGAAUUUCUAACCAACACACUCUGGUAAAGGUCUGUGCUUCUAGAAGUAGUCUGGUCAGGUUUUAUGUGAAAUUAUGCUGAUCCAUGAAAUCAUGUGUCUAAAUGUGUACUCUUCUCUUCCUGGGCUUGGUACUGCUGCUGCUGCAGUAGCACAGCACAUUCACAUUUGGAACAUGGUAAUUCAUCUUUUUUGCCUUGCUUUUUCUUUGUAAUUUUAAUGUGUUUUUAGUACUGAUAAACUUUAUUGAAGUUUCUAUUAUCAACCAUGUUAUUAUUAAAGGGAAAAUCAUGCACAACAGCAGGUAUACCUGUGAAGUUGGAAAAGGGAUGCAGGUUCAGGUGAGAAUACAGAUUUUACUAGUAAAAAAGGUGCUUUGUCAACAAAGUUGACACUGAGUAUAGGUAAAAUUAGAGACAUCAAAAUGAUCUUCACAUCAGCUUAACUCCAUCUGUUUAACCAUUGUAAAAGUACUGUAAAAAAAUCGUAUUCAGAAUAACCAUUACAGCAGCGUCACAACUUUCCUGCGUUUGCCGUGCUUAAGAAGUUUAAGAGGAAGAGAAAGGUCGGGUGUGGCCGGGGGAAGGCACAGCGUGCCCGUGGUGCCGUUUUGCCACCCGCAGCAUCCCUGGGUACCGGCGCACGGAUGGGAACACACCGCCCGCUAGCGGAGCCGCCGGAUGCUGCUCCUGAUGCUCCGCGGAUGCUGCUCCAGGACAAGGGACAAGUUCUUUUGAAAUCCAGUUUGAAAAACAUAAUCUCUGCCUCCAGUUGUGCUUUGGACCUUUGGGGUCUGCAAAUCAGCCUAGAAGCUGUUUGGGAAGACAACUCCUGAGAUGAAGCUCUGAACUUACAUGGACGCAAAUGCCCAGAAACACGAAAGAGUGGCCUGAAACCGUUGGUUUGAAGACCAUAAGAAAUGGGUGACUGGAGCUUCCUGGGGAACAUUUUAGAGCAGGUGAACGAGCAAUCCACUGUCAUCGGGAGAGUUUGGCUCACGGUGCUCUUCAUUUUCCGCAUCCUGAUCCUGGGCACAGCCGCUGAGCUCGUGUGGGGAGACGAGCAGUCAGACUUUGUGUGCAACACCCAGCAACCUGGUUGUGAGAAUGUCUGCUACGAUGAGGCCUUCCCCAUCUCCCACAUCAGGCUCUGGGUCCUGCAGAUCAUUUUUGUAUCCACCCCUUCACUAAUGUACUUCGGGCAUGCUGUGCACCACGUCCGCAUGGAGGAGAAGAGGAAAGAGAGGGAGGAAGCUGAGAGGCGCCAGCAAGCUGAGGUGGAUGAAGAGAAGCUGCCCCUGGCUCCAAAUCAAAACAAAGGCAACAAUCCUGAUGGAACCAAGAAGUUUCGCCUGGAAGGUACUCUCCUGAGAACGUACAUCUUCCACAUCAUUUUCAAAACCCUCUUUGAGGUGGGAUUCAUAGUAGGUCAGUACUUCCUGUAUGGCUUCCGAAUUCUCCCCCUUUACCGCUGUGGGCGGUGGCCCUGUCCCAAUCUUGUGGACUGUUUUGUCUCCAGGCCCACGGAGAAGACCAUCUUCAUUAUGUUCAUGCUGGUGGUGGCUUCCGUAUCCCUCUUCCUCAACCUGGUGGAGAUCAGUCAUUUGAUCUUGAAAAGAAUCCGGAGGGCUCUGAGGAGACCAGCAGAGGAGCAGCUUGGAGAGGUCCCUGAGAAGCCCCUCCACGCCAUCACAGUCCCCUCCAUCCCAAAGGCCAAAGGCUACAAGCUGCUGGAAGAAGAGAAGCCGGUGUCCCACUAUUUCCCUCUCACGGAAGUAGGGGUUGAGCCCAGCCCCCUUCCAUCAGCCUACAAUGAGUUUGAAGAGAAGAUUGGGAUGGGACCAUUGGAAGAUCUCUCCAGGGCAUUUGAUGAGAGGUUACCAUCGUAUGCGCAAGCAAAGGAACCAGAAGAGGAGAAGGUACAAGCAGAGGAGGAGGAACAAGAGGAGGAGCAGCCAGGGCCUCAGGAAGAGCCAGGGGUGAAGAAAGCAGAAGAGCAGGGGGUGAGAGAUGAAAUGGAAGGGCCUUCAGCACCUGCUGAACUUGCCGGUGAUAUGAGACCCCUGAGCAGGCUAAGUAAAGCCAGCAGCCGGGCCAGGUCAGAUGAUUUGACUGUAUGAAGGUGCAGGAUGCGAGGAGCACAUGAAAAGGAAAAGGCUGAAGAGAAAAGGAGAGAUAGAGAAAGAAUCAAAAGAUAUUUUUAAGCAAAGCACUAGAACGGCCACUUGAAUAUUUACUUUCAUGAUUCUCAACUGGAAAGGUACUACCACGGCAACUGUGCCUUAUUUGCCCCAUAUGUCCCUGUAUUUCCCUGUUUCCACAUGCCAGCUCACUCCUUACAGUAAUACGUACACUGUACACAUAACUGAUGUAUUUUAAAACCUAACAUGGCAGUGAUAACCAAAUGUCAGCACUGUGAUCAUAUUUACUGAAAGCCUUGUGUUCCACAUUUCUCUAGGAAUGUGGGGAGGAUCUGUCUUUCAGCCAGUGUGGGGAAAGACUGAUCAACAACUGUAAUUAGUCUUUCUCUUUCUGUUUCCUCCUUUGGCUCACUGAGCAGAUCUCCCCUUUGCUGUUGGCAUGGAAUUGCAGUUAUUUAAUUCACAAAGUGAAUUCUAUGCUUAGCAUCAACACAUUAAAAUACUAAGCCAAACUUCCCUUCUUUACUCAGAAAAUAAAGGCAAAAAUGUUCCAAAUUUCUCUGUGAAUGCUUAUCUGAGUUAGGUAAAAAUAUUUUCCCUGGUCAAAAAUUUCUGCUCAUCAAGCAACAUUGACAGUGGGUGAGGUUAACAGUAGUACUCUACUAGGACUUAGCAGAUGCCCAGAGAUGGAUUAUUUGUUCCCAAGAGGGUCGUCCAGCCCUGAGACUAGUUCAGAAUACUGGAAAGAAUAAAUUCAAGUGAUAUUUUUUACUUGUAGCCUUGUGACUUAAAGAUCUGAAGCUAUAUUUAGCCAAGUAAGAGGGAAAAAUCUUAUGAGAGAGAAGGGGACAGCUACAGCCCCCAGAGCACGUAACCAAAUACAAGCCUUCGUGGUAUGAUCCUGACAGGUGUUCAGUUCCUGGAGCUUCCAGGCUCCCAGGCACUCAGCAAAUCUCAGGUAGAGAGUCCUGAAGGCACCUGUGAACCUAAACCAGGGGUCUGGGUAACUAUGUGACUUUUUAAACCUCUAAAUACAAAACUAGUUGGUCAAGUUUGAAAAGACUGAUAUGGUAAAAGUCUUUUGACAGCCUUUGUUUAUAAUUUGACAGAUGGGAGCCAUUCUUAAUUAAAUGCCAAAGUCUAGCUCAAGUAAGACAAUGCCUUUCAAAAGAUGAUUUAGACCUUUUGUGCCAACAGGUCUGUACAGAACUCUCAGAGAUUCAGAAAAAUCUUUUUUUACAGAAGGCAGAAAAUGAUGUGGUUGCAAAUGUCUAGAUGUCUAAUAUAGAUUUCUAAUUUUAGGACUACAGCAGCAACUCUUGGCUGGGACAGUGCAGCAAUGCAUUCAAAAGCUUCAGGUUAACAGCUAUGUCCCCCCAAAACUGAGCCUCAUGCCAAAAAAGUGCAGGUAUGCACUCUGCUCUGCAAACCUCAGACCCUGCCAUCUCAGCAAAUUCUUUCUGCCGGGCUGCAGCCCAUCUCAUUGUUCCCAGGGCAGGCUCUAAUCCAGGUCAGGGAAAAAAAGGUCUUUGGCACAAAGCAUCAAACUCAUCCUGCCAUUAGCUAGAAAAGACCCCUGCGGCCUCCUAUUGUAGCAGGUCAGACUCAAAGCCCAGGGAAGGCAAAUGGGUGUCUGUGAGAGCCCUGGGUAGGCUUGGGCCCUGCCCCAGCCCCAGUACAGUCAGUCCUGUCGCUCCUGAUGCCACCCCUUUGGUGGAAUUCCCUGCCUGGCCACGCAGCCAUGGAGGUGGCUGGACUUCACUGCUGAGUGAUAAUAAGCUGUACAUAUGUAGAAAGUUUGUAGGGUGCAUUAGGAUUCUUCAGUGCCACAGAGUUGCCAUGUAUUGUUCUUUUUUUUUUUUUUCUUUUUUUAACUAUUCAUCCUUUUGCUCCUCUUGGGCCUGUGUAUCUUUCCAAGGUUUGCAGCCUGAGGUCAAAACAUUCCUUAGGCAAAGGCCAUUGGGUGUCCUUCCUUGUGAAGAGAGACUGGAAGGUCCCUCCUCAGUUUUGGGAAAGAAUAUGACAAAGCACCACAUACAGAGAGAGAGCCUGGAGGCUACCAUUUAUCCACUCUCUUAAUACAGAAGCAGGAGAGCUGUUAUCACAACUAAGGAAAGAGAAUGUUUUUCAGCAGGAAGAGUCCACUGUGCCCAGUUUGAGAUAAAAGAACUAAAGAAAGGGCUAAGAUUUAGAUGAACAACACAAUCACCACACUUACACCAGAUGGGGUCUAUUUUAUUUUCUCCAUAGAAAGAGAUAAGAGACUUUGAAUGAUUCUAAGCAUCAACCAGCCCGCUUAUUGAAGGGGGCUGGAAACGUGCUUUCCUGCAGGUAAAAACCACUACCUUUUAGCAGUUUAGUAUGAGGUAUCUGCAUCAGAGCAUCUGACCCUUCCAGAUACCAAAGUACUGGACUGGUUGAAUCACACCCACCCCUGUUGACUUCUAAUUACUUGACAGUUCCACUCCUGAUCUCUGACAUUCAUACAUUCAUUAGACUACAGGAUGACUUAAAGAUGAGUGCUUGCUCGUCAGGAGUACACUGUUCACAACAUGGCUGUCAGGAGGGGAAGUCUUUAAUCACCACAAGUUAAUUAUGUCCUUUUUCACUGGAGAGCCUCAGUAAAAUGCACCAUGUGCAAUGUACUCCAUGGACACUGUAGCUUUCUCACAGCUGCCACAGGAAUGCUCCUUUCUUCCCCCGGGUCCCAACAACACAAGGAGAAGCUGGCAUUUUCCUCCUGCAUCCACUCAACUGCUUCUUGAUUUUAAAUUUUUUUUAAAGCCGGUUUUCAAGUACUCUGCCUGGCUGGCAGUGAAUCUGUAGCCACCAAGCACAGGCCACGGCAUCAGGACAGUGCUGCUCGGCAAACGGGGCAAGGAACAGUCCGGUCUUCUGGCACUCACCCUCAUCUCUGCAAGGAAAUUGCUGUGGGACUGUCAGCAAGUCAUUCUUCCUUCUUGUGCAAUUGGGAAUAAUAUUCUAUUUUACAAUGAUGAUGUGAGACCUGACGUGCUAGCUAUGGAAAGGGAGGUCCUUGGAUGGAAGGCCCUACAGAUGAGCAAAGGAUUAUUGUUAUUUCUGGACGUGAUAGCACAUAAAUGUGCUUUAUUCCCACUCAGUGAGACAAACUUAAUUGUUUAUUCAAGAAAUUCCUAGCGAAGUUGCACAACAGCCUCAGAGCUGUGGAUUCAGUGUAUGAUUCUACUCAAAAAAUAACUUAGCAAAACAGAGAUAUAUAUGAUGAUUGGGGAAUAUUAUUUUAUUGGGAAGGGGGAAAUCACUGGACAAUUAGAGCCAUGCCUGGAUUAUUUAAAGGCGUGUUUCCCCCCUUAGCUCCCUGUGCAAAUAAAUCCCUAACUGAUCACAUGGCUCUCUGCAAGGAGCAUAAGAUGCAAGUGUCAAAAUCACCAAAGGAGGUGAAAGUAGAAGAGCAAGGUAGUCUCUUAGCUUACAAUAGCAUGUGGGGGUUGGUGUUCUCUAGUGUCUAGAGCAGUGGACCUAGGAUAAUAAUCUUAGAUUUAUUUCCAGCUCUGCUUCUGACUUGCUGUGAUAAUCACUUUACCUCUCAGUGCCUGUUUUCUCCACCUGUAAAAUGGGUGUAAGAAUUUCCACCUACCUCACAGGGAUGUUGUGAGGCUUCCUUAAUUCUGUUUGUAAAGUAAGUAGGAAUGAUCUGAUGAAAAGCACUCCUGAAAUGCAUGGUAUCCUUGUUAUUUCUUGGCAGAACUGCUAACUUGGGUAAUAUAUGACUCCUCGAUCAGAAGGGCGGUAGUUUGGAAAUGUGAACACUGCACUGUACUGACAAUAUUAACAUGGAUGUGGAUUUGCCAUGGGUAAAAAAAAGACUUUAUUGAUUCCCUGAUCCAUCUCU